AUGGGAGAGGAGUGGUAUCCCGACUACAACCCCAGCUCCUUCCCAGACGGCGCAACCUUCCCCAUCAACGUCAGCAUCAGGUUCGGGUGCAUUGCCUCUUGCGCUCCCAAGGGAGUACGAUGGAGCGUAUCCGUGGAGGAUGGAGGAGCAGGUAGUCCAGACGAGCUGUCUUUCUCUGAGCAGACGUAUCUUCCCCAAGCUGGCCCUGGACUCAGAUACUCAUCCCUACUGUCUGGAGAUCUCAUCAGAGACGGUCUCAGUGUAGCUGGACUACUGGAAAGACAGAUGAAGAAAGAUGAGUGGCUGGAGAAACAGAGUCACCUCAACACCUUCAGCCGCUUCUUUGGCAUCAGGAAGCAGUCUAGGAAAAGAAGAGGUGCCUCAGAGUGCUUCUGGAAGUACUGUGUCUAACCCAGUCAACCGUCCAUAGAGAAAUACAUUCACACCAUGCAUUAUGAUGAAGAGAUGUGGCUUGUACUGAGACACAACCCCUCUCUUGCACACAACAAAGCAUACAGAUGCGCACAUAUGUACAUGCAUGCAUAAUGUACAUUCACACACAGGAAAACACACACACAUAAGGACACUACACACAGACAGGGAUGGACUGAAUGGAUAUCACACAGGUUGAUAUAUGUUACAGUAUGUUUGCAGACUAUUUUGUUUUUAUCCCUGUCCCACCUGUGUGUUUAAAAUGUUCACUGUUUGAUGUUACUGAGCAAACGUGACCUGCAUGAAGAACUAAAUGGCUGUGCUGUAUAUUAAAUACAAAUAAAAUCUUC
Messenger RNA from Salvelinus fontinalis (brook trout), 782 nucleotides. RefSeq names its product prepro-urotensin II-beta-like. The coding region runs from base 1 to 411 and encodes 136 amino acids. Gene Ontology annotation, cellular component: extracellular region. NCBI's taxonomy places the organism in Eukaryota, Metazoa, Chordata, Actinopteri, Salmoniformes, Salmonidae. Gene Ontology annotation, molecular function: hormone activity. Gene Ontology annotation, biological process: regulation of blood pressure; blood vessel diameter maintenance. The record is from RefSeq and is a predicted model, not a curated record. The transcript has 4 exons.